AUGGAAGACCACAAAAGAGAGAAAGAAAUUAGUUUUACACUAAUUGUUCAGGCUGAAUGUUUACCUGAUGAUCCAGCUAAAAAACAAUUGCAAAUUGAAAACGGCAGUGCAUCACAGAAAUAA
Cavenderia fasciculata is the source of this 123-nucleotide messenger RNA. RefSeq lists its product as uncharacterized. The transcript has a single exon. NCBI's taxonomy places the organism in Eukaryota, Evosea, Eumycetozoa, Acytosteliales, Cavenderiaceae. The record is from RefSeq and is a predicted model, not a curated record. The coding region runs from base 1 to 123 and encodes 40 amino acids.